AUGGCUUCAUCGUUUUCCCGUCUCGUGCGCUUCGUGCCUAAAUCUAACCCCUCCAAGAUCUUCAUUGGAGAGCCCGUCGACGCCAACGUUGAUGUUGGUCUGGCUCUCUAUGAUGGCAAGGAUGUGCAAGUAAAAAGAUUCACUGGAUCUUCCAUUCUUGCACCUGGUCAGGCUACCGAGGAAGUCGAGAGCAUCAAGACUGUUCUUUCGCCAUUGGCGCAGGAGGAAGUUGGCACUAUUCGAUGCAUCGGCUUGAACUACGUUUCGCACGCCAAAGAAAUGAAUCUCGCUCUCCCGGAUCUACCAACGGUCUUUCUUAAACCUUCCACAGCCCUGGGCAACCCAUGGCCAGAGCCAUGCUAUCUCCCCAAGAUUACUCAAAAAGACAACACCGGUGAUUACGAGUCUGAAUUAGCUGUCAUUAUCGGAAAGACUGCAAAGAAUGUCUCCGAGGAGGAUGCGCUUGACUAUGUUCUUGGAUAUACCACGGCGAAUGACAUUUCCAGCCGAACCUCACAGACCAACCAAAGUCAAUGGUGUUUCUCAAAGGGAUUUGAUGGAGCUUGCCCGUUGGGACCCGUCGUUGCAUCGACCUCCAUCGUUCCAGACCCAUCUAAGUUGCAAAUCAAGGGAUCCUUGAACGGCAAUGUCGUUCAGAACUGUGGCCUCACUGACAUGAUCUUCACCGUCCCUCAACUCAUCAGCUUCCUUUCCCAAGGCACAACACUGCCCGCCGGUACAGUCAUCAUUACCGGAACUCCUCCCGGUGUCGGUGCAGCAAAGAAGCCUUCACCUCAGUUCAUCAAGGAGGGCGACGAGUUCCGUGUUUCGUUGGAACCAUAUAUUGGAACUUUGAUUACCCAAUUCAAGAACGAAUAG
Talaromyces amestolkiae is the source of this 879-nucleotide messenger RNA. RefSeq lists its product as uncharacterized. The record is from RefSeq and is a predicted model, not a curated record. Bases 1 to 879 code for a protein of 292 amino acids. The transcript is spliced from 5 exons. NCBI's taxonomy places the organism in Eukaryota, Fungi, Ascomycota, Eurotiomycetes, Eurotiales, Trichocomaceae. Gene Ontology annotation, molecular function: acetylpyruvate hydrolase activity.